Molecule: messenger RNA, 330 nt
Organism: Enterospora canceri
Lineage: Eukaryota; Fungi; Microsporidia; Enterocytozoonidae
Source: the annotation of a GenBank genome assembly
AUGUUGCUUGGAUUAUUAGAAAGAGUAUUGACAGUGGUUGGAAGCACAAAUGAUCACCUGGAAACUGAAUUAACCAUACAACCUUUUAUUUCUUUGAAUGGAGAAUUGGAAGAAUUCAAGAAGGUGGUUUUUACGAUCGUUGAUCAAGAGAAUUCUACAGAUGUUAGGUUGUUUAGCAAGGUUUGGUUGUGUUGUUCCUCAACAAGCACUCCAAUAACCAUGAUAACAGAAUUUAAUGACAUUUAUACCAACUGUAAAUACACUGUAAUUGUGGCAAAAUACAAAUUUCCUGAAAAUGUAAUCAAUUAUUGGCUCUCUGCAUUUGAUUAG